CGUCAGGGGCGGAAGCGUGAGUGAGAUGGGCCGCUCCUCAUCCAGCCCUCUCGCAGAGCUGGGCCCUGCGCCAGGCUUGCGGCCGCAAGAGGCAGGCGGCAAGCUGAUGGAGCAGGCCGUCGUGGAGCACAUCUCAUCCGCCUCGCUGCUCCCAUCCUCGCUCCUCACCUCCAUCCCCCUCACCCACCCACCAUGCUCGCGCCGCGUCUGCCCUGCGUGCGCACCCUCACGCUGCUGCUGGCGCUCCUCGGCAUCGCCUCGCACGUGCGCCUCUACGUCGUGCUCGGCGAGCUGCAGGAGAGCUUCCCCUACGUGCCCAACUCGAGCAGCAGUGUGCUCAAGAGCAGCACUCCGCCCCCGCCGCCGCUCUCUGCGCUCGGUGGCGCCCUCGACAACUCGACGCACCCCGCUGCCGCAGCGUGGUACAACAUCCUCCCAGCUCGGCCCUCAUCACGCACGCCAGCAGCGCUCAUCGUCUCGCCAUCGACGUCGCAGCACAGCUCAGCACCAGCUCCGGCAGCACAGGAGCGCAGCACAUGGGAGGCGGCGCGGCUCGUCACGCGCACGAUGCGCGGAUACGCCGCCAUGAGUGCCGCUGCGGCGGCGGCGGGCGCGUGGGGCGUGCUUGCAUCCUCUCUGCUUGCCACGCGCAUCUUCGUCCUCUCCUCCUUCCUCGAUCUUUUCCUCUUCACGCUCUCGCUCUUCUCCCUCCUGCUGCUCUGCACGUAUCCCGAGAUCCGCUCCAAUCUCUGCGAGCUCUUCUCGAGCGGCACACUCGCCGCCGGCACGCAGCUCGGCGUGGUCGGCAACGAGGCCACGCAGCCGGGAUGGCUUGCUCGCGUCGUCGAGGAGAUCUUCGCGGGCGAGGAGUGCGACGAGGCGUUUGCGCGUGAUGUCGUGCCGCUCCUUCUCGUCUUCAGCCUGCUGUACACAGCCGUCAGGCUCUACUGCUUCCUCACGAUCCACCACUUCUACACGCAGUUGCUGCGCACGCGCAUCCAUCAGUACCUGCCGUGCUCGAGCAGCAGCAGCAGUGGCAGCAGUGCCUCUUCGAGCGGCUCGGCGCCGCGCAGCAGUGCCACCUCGUCGCGCGGCUCGCACGACGGCCUCGUCUCGCCGACCAGCAUCUGCUUCCCGAUGGUGCCGCGCGGCUUGACCGUCGGCGCUGCGGCACACGGCGGCAAGAAGGCUCAUCCGCCGAGGGCGGCCUCGCGCGUCAUGACGGAGAUCAACGAGAAGCUCGCAUGAAGCCGUGCUCUCCCUCUCCUCGGCGCCCUCCUUCCUGUACUUGUCUCGAUACCCGCACCCACCUUCUCUCAGCGCCGAACCAGGCAGCCCCAUUGUACAACACCAGCACGUCGAAUUCCAAUCGCUUCCCAC
Molecule: messenger RNA, 1380 nt
Organism: Tilletiopsis washingtonensis
Lineage: Eukaryota; Fungi; Basidiomycota; Exobasidiomycetes; Entylomatales
Exons: 3
Coding region: 193-1248 (351 amino acids)
Source: RefSeq, a predicted model, not a curated record